CCGAGCCGAGCUGCCACCGUGUCCGAGCCGGAGGCACCGCCGCCGCCGCCGCCGCCGGAGUGUCGCGGGCCCGGAGUCCGCCUGGAACACCCUCCUCGCCGCCAGCCACGUCGCAGCGCCCGCCGGAGCCGCCUCGCCGCCCGCGCACACCCGAAGCGGCCGGGCCGGGCCCGCCUCGGCCCUCUGCUCGUCCUCCCCGCCCCGCACCGGCCUUCACUCUGGAGCGGCCCCGGCAGCCGCAGCAGGGGCGGCGGCGGCGGAUCGAGGAGCUCUCCAGGUCGUCCCGGGAGAGGCUGCUGCAGUCCCGGGACAGGAUGUUUUCCAAGUUCACCUCCAUCCUGCAGCACGCCGUGGAGGCGCUUGCACCUUCUCUUCCUUUACAAGAAGACUUUGUUUAUCACUGGAAGGCAAUUACCCAUUACUACAUAGAGACUUCGGAUGAUAAAGCCCCAGUGACAGAUACAAAUAUUCCAUCUCAUCUGGAACAGAUGUUGGUUAUCUUGAUACAAGAAGAAAGUGAACGGGAAUUUGGAGAGACGGGGCCAUGUAUGGAGUAUUUACUUCAUCACAAGAUCUUGGAAACAUUAUAUACCUUAGGGAAAGCUGAUUGCCCUCCGGGGAUGAAACAGCAGGUUUUGGUGUUCUAUACCAAACUUCUGGGGAAAGUCCGGCAGCCACUACUUCCACAUAUUAACGUGCAUAGGCCAGUGCAGAAAUUAAUUCGACUGUGUGGUGAAGUCCUUGCAACGCCAACAGAAAAUGAAGAAAUUCAGUUUCUCUGCAUUGUGUGUGCAAAGCUGAAACAAGAUCCCUACUUGGUUAAUUUUUUUCUGGAGAACAAGUUUAAAUCUCUGGCUUCUAAAGGAGCACCAAAUGCAACUUCAGAAGAUGUAUUAAAAGGUCAAGAUUCCUUGUCAACAGAUACAGGACAGUCCUGUCGGCCAGAGGAACCGUCUGGUGCUUCUGGAAUGGAGCACACCGAGUUAGAGGAUGCGCCGCCUCCUCAGCCGGAUGAUCUGUCCACAGGCUUGGACAACCUCAGCAUCGCUGCACUGCCAGAGGCCACAGUUGUUCGUCCAAACCAGGAUUACAACUUAGUGAAUUCUUUGUUAAAUCUUACUAGAAGUCCUGAUGGCCGAAUAGCUGUGAAAGCCUGCGAGGGCUUGAUGCUGCUAGUGAGUCUGCCAGAGCCAGCGGCCGCCAAGUGCCUCACGCAGAGCACCUGCUUGUGCGAACUGCUCACAGACAGGCUCGCCUCCCUGUACAAGGCCCUACCUCAGUCAGUGGACCCCUUAGAUAUUGAAACAGUGGAAGCAAUUAACUGGGGCUUGGACUCAUAUAGUCAUAAAGAAGAUGCUUCUGCAUUUCCAGGAAAACGAGCCUUAAUUUCAUUUCUCUCCUGGUUUGAUUAUUGUGAUCAACUCAUAAAGGAAGCACAAAAGACUGCUGCUGUUGCUCUUGCCAAAGCUGUUCAUGAAAGAUUUUUUAUUGGUGUUAUGGAACCUCAAUUAAUGCAAACUUCUGAGAUGGGUAUUCUGACAUCAACUGCUCUGCUUCAUCGCAUUGUUCGGCAAGUAACCUCUGACAUUUUGCUUCAAGAAAUGGUGUUUUUCAUCCUUGGAGAACAGAGGGAACCAGAAACUCUGGCAGAAAUCAGCAGACAUCCUUUAAGACAUAGGUUAAUUGAACAUUGUGAUCACAUAUCUGAUGAGAUAAGCAUAAUGACAUUAAGAAUGUUUGAACAUCUUUUGCAAAAACCCAAUGAGCACAUUCUUUACAACUUGGUCCUAAGAAAUCUUGAAGAAAGAAACUAUACAGAAUAUAAACCUGUGUGCCCAGAAGAUAAAGAUGUAGUGGAGAAUGGAUUAAUAGCAGGAGCAGUAGAUCUGGAAGAAGAUCCUUUGUUUACUGACAUUUCACCAGAUAACACUUUGUCAAACCAAGAGUGGCUUAGUUCUUCACCUCCUGCUUCUCCAGACCACCCCAAAAAUGAUGGGAAAACUGAAGUCCAUAAAAUUGUAAAUAGUUUUCUCUGUCUGGUACCGGAUGAAGCAAAAUCAUCCUACCAUGUGGAGGGCACGGGAUAUGACACCUACCUCCGAGAUGCUCAUAGGCAGUUCCGGGAUUACUGUGCUAUCUGCUUAAGAUGGGAGUGGCCUGGGUCUCCAAAAGCAUUGGAAAAGUGCAAUUUAGAAGCAGCUUUCUUUGAAGGUCAUUUUUUGAAAGUUUUAUUUGACAGAAUGGGAAGAAUUCUUGAUCAGCCAUAUGAUGUCAAUUUACAAGUAACAUCAGUGUUAUCUAGACUUUCUCUCUUCCCUCAUCCACACAUACACGAGUACCUUUUGGACCCUUAUGUGAACCUUGCUUCUGGCUGUAGAUCUCUCUUCUCUGUAAUCGUCAGGGUUGUUGGAGACCUCAUGGUUCGAAUCCAGCGUAUUCAAGAUUUUACUCCCAAGCUUCUAUUAGUCAGAAAGCGAUUACUUGGUCUGGAACCUGAAGGCCCUAUUAUCGAGCACAUCACGUUGCUGGAGGGUGUGAUUGUGCUGGAAGAGUUCUGUAAGGAGCUGGCGGCCAUCGCCUUUGUGAAAUACCAUGCUGCCUCCACACCAUAAACAGCAUCUUGCAAGUAACCAAGGGAACAGAACUGUUGUAUGCAUUUCAUCAAAAAGCCUCAGUUCCACCCAGCCACGAGAGGAUAAAAGCCUUUUUAAAUGAAGCAUUGCUGUAAACUGGACAGAACCAUUCAGAACCCACUGAGUGGACACUCAGUACAAUGUUGUGUGAUGUUGACUUUAUCAUAAUGGUUCUAGAUAUAAAGUUGCACAUCCUUGAGUCCAGGAUACAAUCAAAGGAACUUCAGGAAAUAAGCAUUUCUAAUGCCUGUGUGAAAAGCUGCAAAAUUUCUGAUGUCAUGACUUUGAUGAUAUUUCUGUUAAUUUAAUAUCCUUUUAGGUAGCAAGGCAUUUUGACAUUCUCUGGGACUCAAGUGCUUAUAUUCUUUUGGAUUAAUAAGUAGCAGGAAAAAAAAAAAUAAUAAGUAGCAGGAAAAAAAACACCUAAUUUUAUAACUUUUUAAGGUCAGAAUUCUUAUCAAACAAAAUAUUGAAAAAAAGUGUAAGUGAGAAAAAAAGUACAAUUU
Messenger RNA from Balaenoptera ricei (Rice's whale), 3139 nucleotides. It is a transcript of the gene FHIP2A, whose product is annotated as FHF complex subunit HOOK interacting protein 2A. The coding region runs from base 315 to 2612 and encodes 765 amino acids. NCBI's taxonomy places the organism in Eukaryota, Metazoa, Chordata, Mammalia, Artiodactyla, Balaenopteridae. The transcript is spliced from 17 exons. The record is from RefSeq and is a predicted model, not a curated record.